Sclerotinia borealis F-4128 is the source of this 522-nucleotide messenger RNA. NCBI's taxonomy places the organism in Eukaryota, Fungi, Ascomycota, Leotiomycetes, Helotiales, Sclerotiniaceae. The record is from the annotation of a GenBank genome assembly.
AUGUAUAGGUUGGGUGGUGAUGAUGAUGAUGAUGAUGAUGAUGAUGGUAUCUGCUGGGUUGGUGCAGCGGCGGUAUUCGGUGAGAUAUCUGGAGGUGGUGGACAGAUACGAUACUGGUUUGUGGAAGUUCGGUAUGUUCCUGAUUCUGGUGUAUCGAUUGAUGGAGGAUCGGACGGGAGCAGGGUGGCUGCAUGGUUUUCGGGUGUAUACAGCUUUGGUUGGUUGAGGCUGAGGGGUACAAAGGGGAUGUACUUUGGCGACUUUGAUGAGGGUAAAUUUGGGAGUUAUGGAAAUGGUUGGGAUUGGCGAAAGGCGACUGGAGGUUCCUUGAUCCAUGACCAGUCACAAUUGGACGUAAAGCGAGCAAUGAGAGGCCAGCCAGACAUCAGAAAUAUAGCCCAAAAGAACAUAGUCAACAAUGUCUCGGAAUCGCGCGACCCAGAUACUGAGACAUCGGAAAGAUGGGUGAUGUGGGAAACUGAGACAAAAAAACGCACAAUCGGGUGGAACAGUGGAACUUGA